Rhizopus microsporus ATCC 52813 is the source of this 1452-nucleotide messenger RNA. RefSeq lists its product as uncharacterized. The coding region runs from base 1 to 1452 and encodes 483 amino acids. Gene Ontology annotation, cellular component: eukaryotic translation initiation factor 2B complex. Lineage: Eukaryota; Fungi; Mucoromycota; Mucoromycetes; Mucorales; Rhizopodaceae. Gene Ontology annotation, molecular function: guanyl-nucleotide exchange factor activity; translation initiation factor binding; translation initiation factor activity. The transcript has a single exon. The record is from RefSeq and is a predicted model, not a curated record.
AUGCCGGCAUUGGAUACUGUUGAUACACCCACAACAAUGAACGUAACAGCUUCGGAAGUAUGCUCAUCACCUACUGACAUAAAGAAACCAACAGUACAUUCACCUACAAACAAACAACAACGUAAGAGUCGCUCUUUUCACCUUCUUAUUCGGGAAAUAAAAAGGCUCCGUGAUGAAAAUUCAACCUUACGUAAUAGUGUUGCUUUGUUGAAAAACGACAUUAGAGAUGCAGCUGUCUCAAGACAGAACACAGAUGCUAGUCACAAGCGAUUUUACGAUGAAUGCAUGGACAAGAACAACAAGUUAGAAAUGGAUUUAAUGGACAAGGAAGAUGAAAUCAAACAAUUGAAAAAACAAAUUGAAGAUCUGCAAUCUCGGGUUAACUCCGGCGGAGGAUUAACGUUACAUGAUGCGGCCUAUUUUAAGAAUAAGGAUUCCUUUAUGUUUGGUUGCUAUGAAUUUGAAGAAGAUGAGAUGCAAUGCCAGCCUGUUGCCAAGGAAACAGCUUUACCUGAAGCUGAGGCCGAAAUGGACAAGCCUGCAUUGGACGAAACAAUUUCUGAAGUACAUGCAACGGUUGAGGAAGAGAAUGAGGAAGAGGAAGAAGAACCACAACAGUCGUUUGAAGAAGUUGCUACCUCUUAUAUACAUCAAGCUAUAUUAUCAAAGCUUUCCAGUGCUCGUGUCAGAUUGGAAUUAGACGAUCUUAUUGUCAAGUACGAUCCUACUUCGGAAGCUAUUUCUGCUACCUUGGCCAGUGCCUUUUUACAUUGGGUAUCUUCCUCGCUCAGCUUGAUGGAUAAAUCCCAAACUGCUGCUAAAUUGUUUGCUACAAAGAUACAAUCCGGCAUCACUGACUUUUGGGAAGCUAUAUUGCAAUAUUAUGCAGCUGAAGAGGAGUGUCAACUGCAGUUAUUGAAACAAAUCGAAUUAAUCCUUACUGAUGCUGAUAAAUUGAAAUUUUCUGGCAUUAUCACCAGUCAUUUUGAUCGACUUAUUUUGAUGCUUUACAAAUAUCAUAUUGUUGAUGAUGAUGCUAUCGUUGCCUGGUGGGAAGAUCCUAUGAGCAAUACAGUCUCCCAACAGAUUCGCUCAGUAACUACUCGUUUCGUUGAAUGGGUUCAAGAAGAAGAUGAAGAGAGCGAAGAGGGCGACGGUGAAGAUGAUAGCGAUGACGACAACGAUGAUGCAGAUAAUACCAAUGAUGAUAAUGACCAAGACCAUGAAGAUGAUACAAACAGCAGUGAAAUUGAAUCUGAAGAUGAACAAGAAAUUAUCAACAGUAUCCUUGAUACUCAUAACAAAUACUGCUGUAUCUGCCUUUUGGAAACAGACAACAAGACCGACUCACCUACAUCCAUGACCAAAUUAAAUGAAUGCAGCUGCUAUAGUAAAUAUUCCGAUGCACCUGCCAUCCCAAAACCUAAGAAAUCGGUAACGAUUUCGUUGUAA